UUUGCUUUGCAUACAGACUACAGACGGACGUCGAACAGGAAGAGAAAAGUGCCGGCCUUUGGAAAAACCUGAUUAGAAAAGGAUCACCUGGGCCGACCUGGCGAUGGAACGGACGACGGAAGGGACGGGCAAGUGUCCUUGAUCGGCCUGCGAGCCUCUCCACAGCGGCGUGACACGUGAGUUUUCGGCGAGGGAUGGCGAUUUGAGAGACGAGAAGAGAGUCCAAGGAGAAUAAAUCCUGACCAUGACGUCGCGACUGGACAGGCUGUUUGUGCUGCUCGAGAGCGGGUCUUCGGCGGCGACGAGGAAGGCGGCCGCCCAGCAGUUGGGCCAGGUGCAGCGGUUGCACCCGCACGACCUGCACCACCUGCUGGCCAGGAUCUCCCUUUUGCUCAGGGCGCCCUCUUGGGACACUCGAAUCGCCGCCGGACAGGCGGUCGAGGCCGUCGUCCGCAGCGUCCCGCCGUGGGACCCUCCUCCUGCCCAAAUCAAAACAGAAGAGGAAGGUGAAGGGAGUGCGGAAGGAAGGCUGACCUUUGAGACCUUCGACCUAGAGAAGGUCAUCAUGGAGGGCAACCACCUGGUUGGUUCAGAGGGCAACGAGUUUGAACUGGACAUGAAGGAGGAGGGUGCGGCUGAGAGACUGGCCAGUCAAAAGGCCGCUCUCAAUGCCACACUCGGCCUCCCUGAAAAUGCAGAGGUUGCCGAAGGGCUCAUCACGGACGAAGACCUCAUUCCCUCCUGUCCGCAGGAGAAAAACUGCAAACAAAGUGCUCUGAACAUUGCUCAAGGGGACGGUUUGAGUUCACGUGAAAUGAACCGAGCCAAGCGGGUGGCACGUCUGGUGGCCAAGCAAAGGUCGAAGGAGACAUCUGAGGACGCAGAAGCCCCUGAAAGCAAGCGGCCCAAGGUAGAGGUCAAGCAGGAGCAAGAGGAACACGACCUGAGCACAGCCGAGUGUCUGACCGAAGGAACUGCUCUCUGGGAAGAGCACGCCACUGGAUGGCCCUUUGAGGAGUUCUGCGCACAGUUGGGCCAGGACCUGUUCAGUUCUGCGUGGGAGGUGCGGCACGGAGCGGCCACGGCCCUCAGGGAGGUGCUCAAGGUGCACGGUGCGGGCGCUGGCAAGGCGGCCGACAUGACCUCUACUCGGAUGGCUGGUGCCCAUGAGGCGUGGCUGGAGGACGUGGCCCUAAGGAUUGUCUGUGUGUUGGCGCUCGACAGGUUUGGCGACUUUGUCUCCGACCAGGUUGUUGCUCCUGUCCGAGAAACAUGUGCUCAAACAUUAGGUGUAUUGGCGUGCCUGAUGAGUUCAGAGGCUGUGCAGAAGGUGGUGGCGACGGUGCUGCGUCUGUUGUCUCGACCUGAGUGGGAGGCUCGGCACGGCGGACUGCUUGGCCUCAAGUACCUGCUGGCGGUCAAGGGUGGUGCGGGCGGCGGCCCUGACAACGACUUCAAAGGUGAGAAGGGCGAGGCCACGUUUUUGAAGCUCGACCUGAAGCUGAUUGCAGACUGCGGCCUCGUCGGCUUUCCCAACACCGGCAAGUCGACCCUGCUGAGGGCCGUGUCCAGAGCCAAGCCCAAGGUCGCCGCCUACCCUUUCACCACAGUGAGACCUGAAAUCGGCUUCAUCGAGUACCCCGACAAGACAAAAGUGUAUUGGCGUGCCUGAUGAGUUCAGAGGCUGUGCAUAAGGUUGUGGCCACGGUGCUGCGUCUGUUGUCUCGGCCCGAGUGGGAGGCUCGGCACGGCGGACUGCUUGGCCUCAAGUACCUGGUGGCGGUCAAGGGUGGUGAGGACAUCCGGUUGCUGCCCACCUCCUUGCCACACAUGCUGCGAGGUCUCGACGACUCUGUAGUGGACGUUGGCUGCGCCCUGGGACCGGCCGCCUCCGAGCUGGCCGCGCGUGCCGCUUUUCCCUGAGCAGCUCGGCCACACCGUUGACCUUUUUUGUAUACUGCUUGCUGAGCAAUUAUUGCACACAGCAAGCCUUGAUCUGAUCGAUGAGGCCUUCCGCAUCGCAGAAAACUGUCCGGUUCUCAUGAGGUGACAGGAAGAGGAGUUUUUUUUAUAAACUGUUACAGCGAGGAGUGUCGGCUUCUUUUCUGUUAGUUUCAAGCCGUGUGCGGAUACAAAAUAACCGCUAUGAGCCGUCAUUAGUGUCUAUAAAAAGUUCAAAUAACUCAUUGGGAAAUUGGUUAUCGAUUGUAUACCUAUUUUUCAACAGGAACGAACAAAACAUAGUUGAUGUACAAUCUAUCAAACUCAGUAUCCGUGGCGCCGGGGUAUGGUUUUGCCCAGUCUUCAGGAGAAGAAUCGCAAAUGGCUUUGAUGUGCCCCGCAUCCGUCCUCAAAAGCACUAACUGAUGGGCGUAUUUAUCAGGACCGAAUUCGCUAACAGCUGUAUUAGAAUCAUGAUUAUGAUAAAAAAGAAAAUAAACGGAUUAAUAAGGCUUACAUGCGCAAGCAAAUUUCCAGAGCUUCUUGCCAAUAGUCACUACCUGUGGGUACUCUUGCAGCAAAAUCGUUGGGUCACUAACCUUUUCCGGUGGCCUGUCUUGUCGGAGGUGCUCAAUGAGAAUUACGGAUGAGGAAACUUGUAUUUCUUCUCUACACGGGCGUUCUUCUCUGCACUGUUUUAAAUAAUUUUCAACUUGAUGUAAGUUGUUCACCUUAAAAGUAUAACCAUUAAUACCUGGGGACAGGCAAACUGUUCGAGGUCUGCAGAACCUGGUCCUUUUGUGCCUUGCAACUUCGCCAGGUACUUAAAAAACUCCUCUUUUAGUACAUUUGAGUUUCGCUGGACGUCGAAGCUCGUGUUGCAUGAGGAACAAGUGGCAAAGUGGGCCCUUUUGGUUUGGUAGCGAAAGCCCUCCCUCACCCACCAUACAUGGUGGUCUCGGCAAGCUUCAUUCUUCGCCAGGUGGUGUAUUUUAGGCUUCCUGUUUUCAUGAAUCACUUAUUAAAACCUCUUAAAUAAAUGAUAAAUAAAAGAUUAAUCAUACAAUCGCACAACACUUCUCACUCUCGCCUGCUCCGAUUCUUCUGUCGGCGUCCCUUUGCCUGCUCUUAGCAACUCAAACAUCAGCCACAGGUCCGGAUCAGCAAUGUCCUGCACCAACUCGUCAAAUGAUAUCACACCCUAUAAUUUUAAAUUGAAGCUAAUAUGUGCCAUAAUGUUUUAGAAAAUUAACUUAUUAGCUUUAUGGGGAAAAUAUAUACUUACACCAGCACGAAGUGCCACAAUAGCCAUGUAAAUUGCAGACGAAUUAGUGCAGUUGUUGUCCUUGAUCCAGGGUUUUAUUUUUUGUGGGGUGUCCUUAAGGCUUAACAGCUCAUUGGGCUCCUUCUUUAGUUUUUCUCCUCCCUCGCCAAACAAAGCUAUUUCAAGCAAGGAUAUUAAAUUUAACGUGAGAUAGUCAAUUUGAACUCACGGGUGCUGUUGGCUCUCUUAUAGUGCGGUCCGUGCUUUUUAUUACUCACAAGAGGCUUGAUACCUGAAAGAGUCACAUAAUAUAUUUAAACAGAAAACAGAAGUUUCCACACACACACACAGUGCGCUGGAAGAUUUAAAUAAUAAUCAAUUUAAGCCGCAGACUCCGCAGAGCAAAACUUAUCGGCUGAGGCGCUGCCUAAAAACUGCACGCGGAUAAGAUUUCUUGAUAAAAAAAAAUAUAUACCAAAUUCUGGUUGUUUCUCUUGUCGAAGACGCUUGGCAUCACUUUGCGACGUCCGAGUAUUCUCAAAGCAGGUUCGAACCGCACUCUCCGGAUAAAAACAAGUGGAUCUUUCUUGUGCCUCUCGACCUAAAAAAUUAAAUGCCUGAAAAAUAUUUUCAGCUAAUUUCAAUUUACCUUCAACCAUUAAUUCCUGAAUCAGGCUCCGACUCUGAUCCAAAAAUUUCUUACUGGUUGCAGCAUCCUUUUUUAUCCAGCGAUUGUAGAUCUCCACCACAUGGCGAUCAAAGCAUGGUCCAUUUUGGUCAAGCCAGACUUUGGCAUCGGCACCUCCAACACUCUUUAAGAUCGCUAAAGCUGAUCUUAUUUUCACUUCUUGUCCUACAGCUCUAGGAGCUGCUGACCUUUGAAGGAAUAAGUUAUUAAAUAAACGCUGUUAAUUAAAUUGUUUAAGAAAGUGCAGAUAAAAAAAUAAAAAGAGACUAUUUUAUCGACACAGUUUUCAAGUAAUUCGAUGGAAUUUCAGAAGACAUGCAAUUUAUAAUGCAUAUAUUUUUUUAAUAUAGAACAAAUGCUGCAAGCCGUGCAUGAUUGUCGCUUUUGACGUCCGGCCCAAUAUUCUAAAAAGGCUCACAGUCGCUUAUUGGGAAUUUUGUUAAACGCUAUGUAUGACCCGCAGUUUAAAAAGAUUGCGUGAUUAUCAUGCGUCAAAAAUGUAACUAAAAAUAUGACGCUAACAACAUUAAUAAGUUUACUAAAUUUAUCUAAUACAAAUUGCGUCCCUCAAUUAAAAGUCAUCGCUACGCUCAAUUUUUUCUCCUCUCCUCGCAGUUUGUCUUAACAAUCUCUACCUGUAUUGAGAGCUAUAUAAGAAGAGCGAAUUUUCGCUCUCUGGUCUUAUUUCAAAGAGGGAGUGCGCUGGAGCGACGACAUAAUAUCUGAUUAUUAUAAUAUUACUUACAUGGUUAAAAAUCACGCAGAAUGUAAAAUUAACACUAGCAGAUAAAAUGAAUCUCAGAAAAUACAGCUUUAACGUUAAA
Messenger RNA from Neocloeon triangulifer, 4717 nucleotides. RefSeq names its product TATA-binding protein-associated factor 172-like. Gene Ontology annotation, molecular function: TBP-class protein binding; DNA binding; ATP hydrolysis activity. Bases 245 to 1672 code for a protein of 475 amino acids. NCBI's taxonomy places the organism in Eukaryota, Metazoa, Arthropoda, Insecta, Ephemeroptera, Baetidae. The transcript has 8 exons. The record is from RefSeq and is a predicted model, not a curated record.